AUGACGUGGUCUGUUAAUACGGUGGAAACGUUGAAAGCUAUGUGGCAACUGCCGGUUCCCUUAAAAUUCAAGAUAUUCGCGUGGAGAUUAUUGAUUUCUAGAUUACCCUCUAAAGACUUGUUGCUUAGAAGAGGAGUAGCCAUGAAUGCUACUAACGAUUGUUGUGAGUUUUGUAGGAUUCAACCGGAGAAUUUGAAUCAUUUAUUCUUUGCUUGUAAUGUCUCAAAGUUGAUGUGGCGUCAGAUUUUUGUGUGGAUGGGGGACAAUCUUCCUUUAUCUAUUGAUGAUUUCUUGGUUUUUGGCAACAUUCAAGAGAAGGAUUCCUUUUAUCAUAACACCAUUGGAACUAAAAUCCCAAUACUUCCGGAAGGUGAUGGGUUUGAUCAUCAUAAAUUGGUAGUUGCAGAAAUUUCCCACAUCAUACGCACUCAUUUGAGUGAGGGAAAACCAUCGUGGAAGAAAUUAUCAACUAACCAAAGAGAUUCUUUCUUUGACUUAUUUCAGAGAAAGGAAAAGGGUGCAAAUCCAUCAUUGACCGAGUUCUAUUUUCGCACACAUCGGGAAAAUGAUCAAAGUUGGGUUGGAGUUCAUGCUGAAUCUGCAUAUGAUAAAUAUGAACAGAAAAAGUUGGAGAUUUCUUCUCAGAAUCCAACUAUUCCAGGAGAGGACGAAGCUGAUAGUCAACCAACUAUUGAAAUGCCACCUGAUUUGGAUAUAUGGGUAGAGUCGGUUGGAAAGAAGAAAGGGAGUAGGGUAUUUGGUCUUGGAACCGCUUCUAAGACUUUGGUUCCUGUAUCAAAGAAACCCUCAAGUCUUUCAAGUGACUCUCAAGAGGUUGAUGUUUUGAGAAGUCAAGUCCAUCCUUUAAAUGCAUCGUUGCAAAGACAAGAACAAGAGAAGAUGGUGAUGAGGCAACAAUUGCAUCGACAAGAAGAAAAGAUGGCCGAAGCGAAUAAUAAAAUUUCAUUUUUAAUGAAUCAUUUAGGAUUUGUUGUAUUAUCUUUUUAACUUGGUUGACAAAUGAUUAGUAGUAACUUGAUUUUUUGAAUCAUUUUUAGUAAUGACUAUGUAAGUACUUCUUACCAAUUAUGUUCUAUGAAUUCAAGUUUAAUUUAAAUUGAAAAUUAUGAUUUUAUUUUAUAUUAUAGUUAUUUAAAUAUAUAUAAUGGUUCAAA
Molecule: messenger RNA, 1175 nt
Organism: Vicia villosa (hairy vetch)
Lineage: Eukaryota; Viridiplantae; Streptophyta; Magnoliopsida; Fabales; Fabaceae
Exons: 5
Coding region: 1-1008 (335 amino acids)
Source: RefSeq, a predicted model, not a curated record